Molecule: messenger RNA, 7782 nt
Organism: Talaromyces amestolkiae
Lineage: Eukaryota; Fungi; Ascomycota; Eurotiomycetes; Eurotiales; Trichocomaceae
Exons: 3
Coding region: 1-7782 (2593 amino acids)
Biological process (GO): secondary metabolite biosynthetic process; fatty acid biosynthetic process
Molecular function (GO): oxidoreductase activity; fatty acid synthase activity; phosphopantetheine binding
Source: RefSeq, a predicted model, not a curated record
AUGGAUUCGUUUGCCAUUGUUGGAAUUGCAUUCAAUCUUGCCCAAGAUGUGGACCGCGAGGAUCGCUUGUGGGAAGUUAUGGAGACGAGGAGUAAUCUCUCGACAGAAUGGCCUGCGGAUCGCGCAAACAUCGAAACAUACUUCAAUGAUGGGUCGUCACAAGCAGGUACGCUUCAUGCUCGCGGUGCCCAUUUCAGUCACGCCGAUUGGACUGCCUUCGAUGCUCCAUUCUUCUUCAUUACUCCUCACGAAGCUGCAACCAUGGAUCCUCAGCAGCGGUGGGCUCUGCAGACUGUUUAUCACGCUUUUGAGAAUGCAGGCAUUCCAAUGGAGAGCCUACGAGGGUCUCGCACAGCAGUGUUUGGCUCGUGUUCCGACGACUUUCCGCGCUCCAUGACUCGAGAUUUGGAUGCAGCACCGCGGCUGACGCUGACAGGCACAGAUCCGUCUGUCCUAGUUGGCAAGGUCAGUUGGUUCUUUGAUCUGGCUGGCCCAUGCCUGAACAUCAACACAGCAUGUUCUAGUAGCCUUAUUGCUUUAGAUUACGCUUGCAAAGCCAUGCAAGCCGGAGAUGCAUCAGCUGCUGUCGUGCUGGGCUCCAAUUUCAUGUUGAACCCAGAUGCUUCCACCAUCUUAUCCAACCUGAACUUCCUAUCGCCGGAUAGUGUAUGCUAUUCUUUUGACGAGCGCGCCAACGGCUAUGCUCGUGGCGAGGGAAUUUUGGCCAUGGUUGUGAAACCCGUCGAGAACGCAAUAAGGGAUGGAGAUGUUAUCCGCGCGGUCAUAAGAGCCACCGGAGCCAACCAGGAUGGGCGUACUCCUAGUCUCACACAGCCGAACCCAGACGCCCAAGAGAGCUUAAUACGCCACGUCUAUCAAAAGGCAGGACUGGGCUUUAGUCAGACCAGAUAUGUUGAGGCACACGGAACUGGCACCCCAACUGGCGAUCCAAUCGAGGCGACUGCAAUUGGACGCGUCUUCGGUGAGCACGGCUCGGCACAAGAUCCAAUCUUCAUCGGUUCGAUAAAAGGAAAUAUUGGCCAUGUCGAAGCAGGAAGCGGUCUGGCUGGCACGCUAAGAGCUGUGCUGGCAGUUGAGAAAGGUCUUAUUCCACCACAAGCCCUAUUCAAAACUAUGAAUCCAGCCAUCAACAGUGAUCUGUACCACCUGGACGUGCCGAUAAGCUGUAUACCGUGGCCUAGGCGGCUCAGUGUUCGCCGUGCAUCUGUCAACUCGUUUAGUCUGGGAGGCUCAAAUGCUCAUAUAGUUCUUGAUGACGCCCUGAGUUUUCUAAGCAAUCGCGGACUGCAUGGAUAUCAUAACUGCACCAUGUAUGCGGAUGACCUCGGCGAGAACACCGUCAUCAACGGUACUACGUACUCAUCCAAUGAGAGUAUCACCAAAAUCUCCACCACUCUCCACACAGAAGAGAUAAACACAAAAGAGGCCCGCUUGCUGGUCUGGUCUGGCGCCGACCCUGGAGCAAUAGACCGCUUCGCACAUGUUUACAAAUCCUACCUGAAACGAAAAGUGGGCAGGUCGCAUCGAAAGCUGGACCAACUGGCAUAUACUCUCUCAAAUCGGCGAAGUCGGUUGCAAUGGAGGUCGUUCGCCAUAGCGAGCGCCGACAACAUAAUUUCGGAUGACGGCACGGUGUGUCUUGCAUUGACAAAGCCAACGAGGCUGCCAACUGAACAAUCAGUUGCAGCAUUUGUCUUUACAGGACAAGGGGUACAAUAUCCCUCCAUGGGUAUCGGACUUCUAUCAUACAAGGUUUUUGCCGAUACUUUACAGCGCAUUGACAGCAUCCUCUCUUCGUUUGGAUCAACUUGGAAGUUGUUAGAUGUGCUACAGGACCACCAAUUGUUGCACUCCCCUCAGUUCAGUCAGCCUCUGUGCACUGCGGUACAGAUUGCCCUUGUAGAGCUCUUGAGGAGUGUACAUGUGACGCCCUGUGCGGUCAUGGGUCAUUCAUCCGGCGAAAUCGCCGCCGCUUACACCGCCGGUGCUCUGUCCCUAGAGUCGGCAUGCAAGGUCGCAUAUUACCGAGGCGUUGUUUCCGAGAGGCUCAAGUCAGCAUCAGUUGCGACGCCAGGCGCUAUGAUUUCUGUGAGUUUGGAGAGUGCCAGGGUUCAUGAAUACCUCCAAAGCAUGGGUAUUGAUAACAACAUCGCAUCGUCUGUCCAUGUGGCGUGUGUGAACAGCCCAACAAACUGCACAUUGUCUGGAGACGAGCAUCUCAUUGAUCUAAUUAAAGACCAUAUGGAUGAAGACCAACUAUUUGCUCGCAAACUGAAUACUGGAGUGGCCUACCAUUCACCUGCGAUGAAGAUGGUGGCAAAAGAAUACGCAGAAUUGCUGGGACAGCUCGAUCCUGGAACUGGGGCGGGGAGGGGUCAGACAACAAUAGCUUCAUCAGUUACUGGAAGAUUGAUGGCCGAUCCUUCAUGCUUCUCUUCUGCUCAGUAUUGGGUAGAUAAUCUCAUCUCACCAGUUCUAUUCGCUGACGCGCUCAAAUCUCUUGCUGUCAAAGGAGGAUUGGAUCUGGGCUUAAAAAACAAUCAAUCAAUUACCGACUUUAUUGAAGUUGGCCCUGAUGCAGCGCUGAGACGAUCUAUCAAAGAUACUUUGGAAGCAAUUGGUACUUCUGGGUCCUCCUAUAAAGGAAGUGCCGAAGCAACAGAGCCAAAGUCCAUCACUAGCGCCCGUUAUCACUCCGUGCUUCACCGAUCAAAGCAGCCCCUUGAUAGUCUUCUAUACCUGCUAGGCAAUCUAUUCUGCGUUGGAUAUCCUGUUUCUAUUGAAUUAGCGAACCAUCACGAUGCGAAUGCAUUCCCACCGCCACUAGUGGAUUGCCCUCGCUACCCAUUUGAUUUGACAAAGAAGUACUGGUACGAGGGACGAAUCAACAAAGAUACGAGGCUUCGUCCUCAAGCCAAGGGCGUCAUGAUUGGAAAGAGAUCACCCAAUUGGAAUCAGCUGCGACCAACCUUCCGCAACUGGCUCGGAAUCGACGCAAUGCCGUGGCUAGAGGAACACUGCAUUAGCGGCAAAGUUGUCUGCCCUGGCAUGGGCAUGAUUGUGAUGACAUUAGAAGGACUAAAACACCUGGUCGAAAUGAAUGCCAAGACGACAUCUGCACCCAUAUCCGGCUUUCAGUUUCAAGAAGCGCACUUUCUAAAACCGAUUCCAGUGUCCGAAGACAGCCGGCAAAAUACCGAGGUCUCCUUAUACCUAAGACCAAAGCAGGAGGUCUACGAAAAGGAUAUUUCAUGGUGGGAGGCUGCUCUCUUUGCUUAUAACGGCAGCAACUGGACCGAAUGUUUCCAAGCUGUUGUUCAAGUGCAACUUGAGCAGACCUCGACAGAAGUCGAUGGCGGAAGAGAGCGACGAGAAGAGACGGCCAAGUAUCGCAAAUUCCAGGACGAAGCUACAGACUCCUGUGACAAGGAAGUGAAUUCAGAAGCCUUCUACCAAUAUCUCCGCCACUAUGGAAUGGCGUACGGGCCGUCCUUUAGCGUAUUGCGUCGCAUCUUUUGGGAUGGCCUGGCUACGUCACAGGCUACAAUCCCUCAUGACUUAAUGCUCGAUUCUGGAGAGGCUAGCCCCAUACAUCCGGCCGUGCUAGAUGCAGCAAUUCACUUCCCCCUUAUUCAGAUUUCCAAAGGAUUGUCAAUACCAUUGGAUACCUAUGUCCCACAAGAGGUGUACGGCCUGUGGAUGUCAGCGAAGCCCUGGAAAGUGCCCGAUAGCUCUGUUGUUAUUACCACUACUGUCGACUUUUCUCGACCAUCCGCUUUGGAAGCCAGCAUCAGUGUCUUCAACGAAGAAGGGACCAUGCUCAUGUCACUAGAACGUGGCCUUCUAGCAAGCGUAUCAUCAAAUGAUGAGCCAAAACUCGGCGAGGAGCAGCCGAGGCUCAUAUACAAGAUAGAGAGACUGCCCCUAUUGAGUCAGCUGACGCCGGCAGACCUACAGGUCACUUGCGAGCCAGAGCCAUACCAACAGUCCGAGAUGGAAAAAAGCUGGUCUGAUAGACUAGAAGCAGCACUUAUCUCUUCUGCUCAACAUGCUCUCUACCGACUCUACAGUUCAGGGUUCAACAUCACGUCCGCACCAGCACAUUUACAGACAUUUAUAAACGUGCUGCAACGCAACUACGGCCCAAACAGCGACCAUAAAAAUGGAUAUAUUGAUCAAGAGCUAGCGAAAUGCCUAGAAUACAGCCCUUCAUGGGGGCUCUACACGCAAGCCGGCCGCUUUUUAGAACUCCUACUUCGGAGCGAGGCAGAUCCUUUGGACCUUUUGGUUUCCUCUGAAGUUGCAGGCCGUUCCUAUGCUUUGCUAUUCGACAAUGCAGCUGACGAUCGACUGUUCCGAUUCCUGGAGUUGGCAUCGCAUGAAAAUCCCGGCCUACGUAUUCUAGAGGUCGGCUCCGGUUCUGGUGGUCUAACAGGACAUGUGCUGUCCCAUCUAGAACAGCUCGAAAAGCGUGUUGGCUCCAUGCGAUUCUCACGGUACGUCUUUACGGAUAUAUCGCCAGCAUUUUUCGAAGCCGGGAAAACAAAGUUUGCCCGCUUUGGGAACCGUUUAGACUUUCAAAAGUUGAAUAUUGAAAAGGCAAUCGAUACGCAAGGUUUUGCGCUGGAGUCAUUUGAUUUGGUAUUGGCCGGCUGCGUUCUCCAUGCCACGUCCAAUAUUGCCGAGUCUAUGGGUAACGUUCGAAAACUCCUGCGGCAAGGAGGACAUUUUGUCAAUCUCGAAAUCACACAGACCAAUCUAGCUAGGUCCUUGGUGGGCUUCGGUUCUCUGCCGGGUUGGUGGCUAUCGACCGAGGAUUGGCGCCAAAACGGGCCGUUGAUGUCGAAACAGACGUGGGACAGGGUCAUGAAGAAGACUGGGUUCUUUGGUAUAGAGGCAACGUGGGAUGAUGGUGAAGGCGGCUGUAUAAUGAUUACGCAUGCCACAGCAGAAUCCACUUCGGAGCCUUCCGAGCAGCUGGGUUUCAGCAACAAGAGAACUCUGACCAUUGUUGUAUUAGACAAUUUUUCCGAAUUGCAACAAAUUAUUGCCGACCGCAUUUAUCAAUGGUCUGGUUUAGGGUCGCGAAUAAUAACACUUGGUGACGUCGGCGAUGUAGAGUGGAAAGAAGACGACAUUGUCCUUUCACUCAUCGAACUAGGAGAACCUCUUCUGGUGGCACCGACAAGUGAAGUGUUUGAGAAUAUUCGCACAAUGAUCAAGAAUACGCAGAAUCUUCUCUGGGUAGCUCUACCUAACCUUUCCACCCCCCCCUCAUCGACAGGUGCAGUGGAUCCGCGAUUUGAGGCGGCAUUGGGCUUUCUCCGAACGAUUCGAUACGAGGAACCGUCCAAAGAGAUCGUGACCUUAAGCUGUUGCAACCGCGUAACCCUUUCAGAGGCAAAUGUGGUGCGUUUCAUCAAAGACAUUCUUUGUAAAUGCUUCCGACCGCAAAACCCGUCUCGCGAAAACGAAUUCGUCAUUGAAAAGAAUACUCUCUGCGCCGACCGCCUGAUCUAUGACACGGAACAGGAGGAAGACAGGCUCGGGCGGAUUUUCCCAUCUUUGCAGCCGGAGCAGACUCUGGGCAAUGCGCCGCCCACGAUCCUGUCACCUGGCAGCCCUGGCAUGCUCAACACCCUCAGGCUAGUGGAAACGGAGGUACCUGUGCAAAUGGCCUCCCAGAUGGUUGAGAUUGAGUGCCGCGCAUGGCCGGUGUCCUUCCGUGACGUCCUGAUUGCCCUGGACCGCUACGGCGACCAAAACGAUACGAGCGGGAUGGGCUGGGAGCUGGCCGGCGUGGUCUCCAGAGUCGGGCCAGGAGUCUCCGAGUUCAAGCCAGGAGAUCGCGUCUGCACUGGCGAAGUUGCUGGCAUGAGGAGCCACGUUCAAGUAAAGGAGAACAUGGUCUUCAAGAUCCCAGACGGCAUGUCGUUUGCCCGAUCAGUUGCAGCUCUCAACCCUCUUAUGACAGCUCACCACAGUCUGGUGAAUGUCGCGCGACUGAAAAGGGGCGAGACCAUUUUGAUCCAUGCCGCGGCGGGGAGUACAGGUCAAAUGGCUGUCUGCAUCGCACAGCGUAUUGGCGCGCAGGUGUACGCAACAGUCGGCUUCGACGACAAGAAGAAGCUGCUCAUGGAGGAGUUUGGUAUCCCGGAGAGCCACAUCUUUUACAGCCGCGAUACGUCGUUCAAGCUGGGCAUUCUGCGCGAGACGGCAGGCCGGGGCGUUGAUGUCGUUUUGAACUCCCUCUCAGGGGAUAAGCUAAAGGCGUCAUGGUCCUGCAUCGCACCCUUCGGCAGAUUCAUCGAGAUUGGCAAGGCAGACAUCGGCGCGGGCUCCAGCCUGCCCAUGUCGCACUUUGCCAAAAACGCGACCUUUUCUGCUGUUGAUCUGGCGCACCUGGGUGCCGACGAUUCAGAGGCAUUGAGAGACUUGACGAAGACGGCGGUCGACCUGCUGUUCCAUACCAAUGUCGGUCAGUACCCAAAACCAGUGCAUUUAUUCCCGGUUGCGGAAUCAGAAAAAGCAUUUCGGUUCAUUCAAAGCGGAAAGAAUACGGGCCGCACCAUCAUCACUCUUGAUCCUGAAGACAGUGUUUCGAAAUUCAUGGUGAAACGAGCCAGUUGGCGAUUCCCCAAGAGCGCCACCUAUAUUAUUGUAGGCGGUUUAGGCGGAAUUGGCCGAUCUCUCAUCCACUGGAUGUUUGAGCGAGGGGUACGAUAUUUCAUAACGCCCACGCGAUCAGGCAUCAAAUCGAAAGCCGUGUCGUCCUUUGUUUACAGCCUCGAGCGACAAGGCGCCGUCAUCAUCACCACGCCGUGCGACGCCAGCUCAAGGGACGGGCUUGCCGUGCUGCUGGACAAGCACAGAGACCUCCCGCCCAUCAGGGGGUGCAUCAAUGCCGCCAUGUCUCUUCACGAUUCCAUGUACUUCAACAUGACGCACGAGCAAUGGCAGAAGUCGCUGCGGUCCAAGAUUGACUCGUCGUGGAAUUUGCAUCAACUUUUGCCAGCGAACUUGGACUUUUUCAUUCUGCUCUCCUCUGUGUCGGCAGUGUACGGGUCGCCCGGCCAGUGCAACUACGCAGCUGCUUGCUCGGUGCAGGAUGCGUUGGCCCGUCAUCGUAUCGCUGUCGGCCGCCGUGCUAUCAGCCUGAAUCUCGCGCUGAUUCGAGACGCCGGCGCCAUGGUGGACCAUGACGACUUCAAGCUGAGCGCCAACACCAUUCGCGACGCCAAAAAGGUCUUUUGUAGAGACAUACUCGCUGUGCUCGACCGGUACUGCGACCCUGUGAAUCUAGAGAGGUGGGAUAACGAUGUGCAGAUUCUCGUGGGCGGGGUGUCUCCCUCGGACUGGAAAACGGCGCAUCUGUUGCCUUCGCACAUCCAAGGCCGGCCAUUCUUUGCUGGCUUCCCCGUGGCGACUGAGAAAGACGCUCUCUCUCGCAGGUCAGCCAACGAAUCAGCUCUGCUAUUUCGGCGGGCAACAUCCAGCUCUGCUAAGCGAAGCGUUGUGCUAGAGGCCAUCGUUCACAAAUUGGCAGACGCCUUGUGCGUUUCGAAGGAAGAGCUUGACGAUCGGAACCCAUUGUCUGCCUACGGUGUUGACUCCCUUAUGGCGGUGGAGCUGCGAAAUUGGUUCAAGAAGGACUUUGAAGCACCUGUGACAGUGUUCGAUAUUAUGGGAAGCAACAGCUCCAUCUCUACAGUUGCUGAUUUAGUUGUUCAAGCAUCCAAACAAUCCGAUGCAGAUGUGUAG